Molecule: messenger RNA, 1911 nt
Organism: Budorcas taxicolor (takin)
Lineage: Eukaryota; Metazoa; Chordata; Mammalia; Artiodactyla; Bovidae
Gene: KLKB1
Product: kallikrein B1
Exons: 14
Coding region: 1-1911 (636 amino acids)
Biological process (GO): proteolysis
Cellular component (GO): extracellular region
Molecular function (GO): protein binding; serine-type endopeptidase activity
Source: RefSeq, a predicted model, not a curated record
AUGAUUGCACUCAGGCAUGCCGCUUACUUCAUUUGCUUGUUUGCUACAGUUUCCUGUGGAUGCUUGACUCAACUAUAUAGCAACACCUUCUUCAGAGGUGGGGAUGUAUCAGCCAUGUACACCCCAGAUGCCCAAUACUGUCAGCUGAUGUGCACCUUCCAUCCCAGGUGCUUGCUAUUCAGUUUUCUUCCUGAAAAUUCAACCAGUGAUGCAGACAAAAGGUUUGGUUGCUUCUUGAAGGACAGUGUUACAGGAACCCUGCCGAGAGUGUCACGGACACAUGCAAUUUCAGGACAUUCCCUAAAGCGAUGUGGUCAUCAAAUUAGUGCUUGCCACCGAAGCAUUUAUAAAGGAAUUGAUAUGAGAGGAGUCAAUUUCAAUGUAUCUAAGGUGAAAAGUGCUGAAGAAUGCCAAGAAAGGUGCACCAACAACAUUCACUGCCAGUUUUUCACAUAUGCCACGAAAACCUUCUUCAAUGCGGAGUACCGGAACACCUGCCUAUUAAAACGCAGCUCACAGGGGACACCUUCGCGUAUAAAGGUGCUGACUGAUGUGGAGUCUGGCUUCUCACUGAAGGCCUGUGGAAACUCGAAAAUUGGCUGCCGCGUGGACAUUUUCCAACAUCGUGCGUUUUCAGAUGCGGAUGUUGCCAGAAUUAUCGCACCAGAUGCUUUUGUGUGUCGGACCACCUGCACCUAUCACCCCAGCUGCCUUUUCUUCACAUUCUAUACAAAUGCGUGGAAGAUAGACUCACAGAGAAAUGUUUGUUUCCUUAAGACUUCCCAAAGUGGGAGCCCGAGUUCCCCUACUCCUCAGGAAAAUGCCAUCUCUGGAUACAGCCUUCUAACCUGCAAACAAACUCUGCCUGGCACAGAGCCCUGCCACUCCAAAAUUUACCCGCAAGUUGCUUUUGAAGGAGAAGAGCUGCAUGCGACCUUCGUUAAAGGAGUGGAUGAUUGUCAAGAGACCUGUACAAAGAUGAUUCGCUGUCAGUUUUUUACUUAUUCUUUAUUCCCAGAAGACUGUAGAGGAGAGAAGUGUAAGUGUUCCUUACGCUUGUCUUUGGAUGGCUCCCCAACUAACAUUACUUAUGGCACGCGAGCAAGCUCUGGUUAUUCUUUGAGGUUGUGUAAACGUGGGGACAGCCGUGUCUGUACAACAAAAAGGGGACGCAUUGUUGGAGGAACAGAUGCUUCUUGGGGAGAGUGGCCCUGGCAGGUCAGCCUGCAAGUGAAGCUGAGAGCUCAGAGCCACCUGUGCGGAGGGUCAAUCAUUGGACGCCAUUGGGUCUUAACUGCUGCCCAUUGCUUCGAUGGGCUUCUCUUGUCAAAUAUUUGGCGCAUUUAUGGUGGCAUUUUAAAUCUGUCAGAGAUAACAACAGAGACAUCUUUCUCACAAAUCAAAGAGAUUAUUGUCCACCCAAAUUAUAAAACCUCAGAAGGCAGUCAUGACAUUGCCUUAAUAAAACUUGAGGCUCCUUUGAAUUUUACUGAUUUGCAAAAAGCAAUAUGCCUACCUUCCAAAGAUGAUACAAAACCAGUUUAUACUGACUGUUGGAUAACUGGAUGGGGCUUCACAGAGGAAAAAGGUAAAAUCCAAAAUACCCUACAAAAGGCAAAUAUUCCUUUGAUAUCAAAUGAAGAAUGCCAGAAAAGUUACAGAGAUUAUAAAAUAACCAAACAGAUGAUCUGUGCCGGCUAUAAAGAAGGAGGAAAAGAUGCUUGCAAGGGUGAUUCAGGCGGUCCCUUGGUUUGUCAACAUGAAGAAACAUGGCAUUUGGUGGGCAUCACUAGUUGGGGUGAAGGCUGUGCCCGCAGGGAACAACCAGGAGUCUACACCAAAGUUGCUGAGUAUGUGGACUGGAUUUUAGAGAAAACCCAGGACAGCCAUGGUCAGCCUUUGAGGAAGUAG